AUGGUUGAUUACUACGAAGCACUGGGCAUUCCACAACUCGCCUCUUCAGAUGACAUUAAAAAAGCGUAUAGGAAAAAUGCCCUGAAAUGGCACCCAGAUAAAAACCUGGGGAAUAAGGAAUAUGCUGAGAAGAGGUUCAAGGAGAUAGCAGAAGCAUAUGAAGUGCUAUCAGACAGGUCAGGGUCUUCUUCCCUCUCCCUUCCAGAUUAUAAGCGUGAUCUUUAUGACCUCUAUGGCAUCGAAGGACUUUCAAGCGCAAGUACAGGAACUGAUCAUUAUCAGAGCUCAGGAGGGACACCUGACUUCAUGUUCACCUUUCGUGAUGCAGACGAGGUCUUCAGGGAAGUCUUUGGAGAACAAGAUCCUUUCACAGAAUUCUUUGAUGAUUUCCCCCCAUUUAUAGUUCAGGAUGAUGGAGUGUCUCAGUUGAUCAUGCCAGGAGGUGUCACCUACUCCUACUGUUCCUAUACUUCCCCGGGCCAGACAGACUUCUACACCACCUUCGGACCUGGUGCUGAAAUGGGAAUUGGCUUCCGGUCGAUCUCCACAACAACCAAGUGCAUCAGUGGCAAGCGGAUAACUACCAGGAGAAUUCUCGAGAAUGGUCAGAAGACAGUGGAGAUUGAUGAGGAUGGGGAGCUCAAAGUGGCAGACGUGUAUGACCUCAGCAACAACAUGAAGGCCAGAGUGGAACAGAUCAGUCAGGAGGUGUCAGAGAUCCCGAGCGCCUCUGCCACCGACAUCCUGGCUCCGCCACGCUCGCAGAGUGCCGAGUCUGCUGUUGCCUACCCUGAGGAGGAGGACAAGGACCUGUAUCGGGCCAUGGCCCACAGUCUGUCUGAGAUGGAGAAUGUGGGGCAGCACCUAGUUAGCUCUCAUAGCCCAAAGAAGAGACGAGGCAGCACUCGGCGGGCACACAAAAGAAUACUAGGACCCAGUGAGGAAGUGGGUAGUCCUUUGGUCUCCCACACCAUGGCCAUCAGAGCCACAAGUCCAGGUGGGGGAGACAACAAGAAGGAGACGGAGGACAAGCUGGCUGAAGGGCCAAAGACGGGAGGCAGCACAGGAGCACCGAGGAGUCCGCUUGCGUGUGAGGAGAAUGAUUCUACCCUUAGAGACAUCCCAUAUAUCAUUCCUGAGAUAGUUCCUACCCGCAAAGACAGGGGAUCUGUCACAUGCAUCAUUCUCUGA
Molecule: messenger RNA, 1191 nt
Organism: Gekko japonicus
Lineage: Eukaryota; Metazoa; Chordata; Lepidosauria; Squamata; Gekkonidae
Product: dnaJ homolog subfamily B member 2-like
Exons: 8
Coding region: 1-1191 (396 amino acids)
Biological process (GO): positive regulation of proteasomal ubiquitin-dependent protein catabolic process; protein refolding
Cellular component (GO): cytosol; endoplasmic reticulum membrane
Molecular function (GO): Hsp70 protein binding; ATPase activator activity
Source: RefSeq, a predicted model, not a curated record